UUAGUCAUUUAAACUCCAAAAUCGUGGCUGGUGUGUGGUUUUAUUAAUCUCCCAAAUAGUUGAUCUUUCCUUUUGAUUCUAAUUGUUUGUUAUCUUUCAAUUAAUAGAUCUUGAACAAUUGAUCUAAAUGUCAGUUAAUUUGGUUCCUCGUCUCGGUUUGUCUCUAUCAAAACGACUCAUCUCAUCAACAUCAUGUCGAUUAGAUAUCUUCACCAUUCAAGACGAAAAGGACUUCAAAUCCAAAGUGAUCAACAAUAAGAAACCGGUCAUUGUUGAUUUCUACGCUACUUGGUGUAAUCCAUGUAAACAAUUAACUCCACGACUGGAAACUGCAAUGGCGAAUCAAUCGGAGAAGAUAGAUCUUGCAAAAGUAGAUGUUGAUAACCAUGAGGAACUUGCUGGUCAAUACAAAGUCAGUUCAGUCCCUUCAGUAUUUGCAAUUAAAGAUGGAAAAGUCGUAGAUUCAUUCGUUGGGAACAUCGAUGACGAUCAACUUCGUGCCUUUGUUCACAAAUUGUCCGAAUAGUUAAACACUAUCACAAUGUUGGUUUUCCUUUGCCCCAACUUUGACAGAUCAUUUUUUUUUCUUCUGUGUGAUUUAAGCAAUUUCCUCAAUUUCGAUCUAAUUGCGAAGCACAAUUCCCAACUACUCCAUCUAGAUAAAUUAAAUCGAUGGCGAAUUACCAAAGAGCAAAAGCCAUCACUCACCAAUUAAUUUAGAUUUUUUUGUUUGAUAGUUUCCUUUUUUUUGAUUUCUCAUAAUUUCUCAUUGUCAUCUUCGAAACAACCGAUGAUAAUAGCAUAUUGUGAAUACACGAAUUACUGUAAAGAUGAAUAUUCAGUUAACUAUUAUUAUCAUGGUCUUAGUAGUCCAACUGAUUAAAAUCAAUAUGAAAAUAACUGUAAGAAAUAAACGUCCUUUAUUUAACACUUAA
Molecule: messenger RNA, 935 nt
Organism: Panonychus citri (citrus red mite)
Lineage: Eukaryota; Metazoa; Arthropoda; Arachnida; Trombidiformes; Tetranychidae
Product: thioredoxin, mitochondrial-like
Exons: 3
Coding region: 128-526 (132 amino acids)
Cellular component (GO): cytoplasm
Molecular function (GO): protein-disulfide reductase activity; oxidoreductase activity, acting on a sulfur group of donors, disulfide as acceptor
Source: RefSeq, a predicted model, not a curated record